ACCCUCAAGACUGUUUACCAUCCGUUUCACUAAAUAUCCCUUUGAGGACAAUUAAGUUCAGUUUGAGGCGAUAUAAACUGUGAAGCUUUCUCCGUGUUAUCCUGUCGAAAUCCAGCGAGGGGACAGAGGCAGUCAUCUGGAUUGAUCUCAAGUAAUUGGAGGCCGAUGGGAAGAGAAGUCAAUGGAGCAUGAAAAACAAAUCCAACAACUGCUACCUGCUUGCAAGUAUAAGAACACAAACAACCUGACUGCUUCAGCAGAGAGGGAUCAGGGAGAGGGUCCACUUCAGACCUUGAUGGUUUUGACUCUUGUCAGGUAGGAGCAUGAAUGUCUGUCCUGAUAUCAUUUUGAAUGGCAGAGACAAAUAAAUACUUAGUUUUUUAAAUGUUCUACUCCUGCAGGGAUGGCAUCAGAUGAAGUUAUCCGCGGGAUGCUCUAUCUGUCCCUCACCAUUGUGGGAGUCCCAGGUAACGCUGCGGUCAUCCUGGCGUUCCUCCUCCUGGUCUACCACGAGAACCGCCUCCUCCCAGCUGAUGCCAUCGUCCUGCACCUGGCCUGCGUCAACCUGCUGGUGGUGGCCGUUCGCUGUCUGCUGGAGACCCUGGCCUCCUUCCGCCUGGCCAGCAUUUUCGGAGACUUGGGCUGCAAGGCUGUGAUCUUCAUCUACAGAACGUCUCGUUCCCUCUCCAUCUGGCUCACCUUUGUCCUGAGUGCCUACCAGUGCCUGAGCAUCGCCCCUCCUGGCUCACGCUGGGCCUCCUUCCGCGCCCUGGUAUCCCACUAUCUGGGCUUUGUGUUCCUCCUCCUCUGGCUCAUCAACACCUGCAUGAGCUCGGCGGGCAUCCUCUUCUCCUUCGGCACCCAGACCAACUCAACCCUUAUACACCAUGCCAUCAAUGUACAAUUCUGCUUCGUUCACUUUCCCUCGAAGUUAUCAAGAGACGCAAACGGGGCAACUCAGGUGGGCAGAGACGUGGUGCCCAUGGCCCUCAUGACUCUCGCCAGUCUGAUCAUCCUGGUCUUCCUCUACAAGCACAGCCAGCAGGUGAAGGGGCUCCGCAGCAGCAGCGGUGGCGCAGCAAGCGGGGGGGCCGAGCAACGAGCUGCCAAGGCCGUGGUGGCGCUUGUGACCCUGUAUGUGAUCCUCUACGGGGUCGACAACGGUCUGUGGGUGUACACCCUCACCGAGGGGAAGACCAUGAAAUCUGCGCUGAUCUCUGACCUGCGCAUAUUCUUCUCCUCGCUCUACGCAGCACUCAGCCCCGUGGUCAUCAUCGUGUCCAACAGGAAGGUGAACGGCAGGCUGAGGUGCACAGCGCAAGAGAAGCCGGUUCAGGAGAGAGCCACGAGCCUCUCGACUAUGUGA
Messenger RNA from Acanthopagrus latus (yellowfin seabream), 1366 nucleotides. RefSeq names its product olfactory receptor class A-like protein 1. The coding region runs from base 404 to 1366 and encodes 320 amino acids. Gene Ontology annotation, molecular function: pheromone receptor activity. Gene Ontology annotation, cellular component: membrane. The record is from RefSeq and is a predicted model, not a curated record. Gene Ontology annotation, biological process: G protein-coupled receptor signaling pathway. The transcript has 2 exons. NCBI's taxonomy places the organism in Eukaryota, Metazoa, Chordata, Actinopteri, Spariformes, Sparidae.